Molecule: messenger RNA, 1672 nt
Organism: Leptomonas pyrrhocoris
Lineage: Eukaryota; Euglenozoa; Kinetoplastea; Trypanosomatida; Trypanosomatidae
Product: ferrochelatase
Exons: 1
Coding region: 272-1672 (466 amino acids)
Biological process (GO): heme biosynthetic process
Molecular function (GO): protoporphyrin ferrochelatase activity
Source: RefSeq, a predicted model, not a curated record
GCGCUUACACACACGAUUAUCAGGUUCGCGUGAGCUGCAUGUUGUUCACAGCGGAAGCCUGAUUUAGGAGCCUUGCGUUGGCUUGACAAAGAAACCUCUACUUCUGGUUUUGCCGUUGGAUUCAUCUUCCUUUUCCGCAAGAAACAACAACUGGAGUCUAUCGAAUUCUUAUUAUUCUCCUUUUUUCGUGUUUUUUACUUCGUCUUUGUAUUGACGGGAGUUUACUGCUCAUUUCUUCCUCCCGUUUCAGGGUUGGACGCCUCGACUUCUCAUGUGCGAUGAGAACUCCACGAACGGCGCACUGAAUGAACGCUUUAACACGCCUACCCGCUUCGGGGUCCUCCUCGUGUGCGAGGGUGCCCCAGAGAGCACGAGUCUGUGGAAUGUGUGGUGCUUUCUCUCUCGCAAGCUGAUGAACCCCCGCUUUUACGACUUCCUUCCCAGGUGGCUGUGGCGCCCCCUCGUCUACACCGUGGUACUGCCCUGCAUUGUGCGCCAACACCAAAGAAUGCACCGCGGCACGUGGAUCUUGUCGCGUUCACGGAGCAACGCCCCUGCGGAGAACGAGGACGCCGUGACAACGACAGAAACAGCGGCAGCAGUAGCAGCAUCCGCUGGGUCGGAGGUGGUCGGCACCGCCACCGUCGUCGCGCUGGCAGAACAGCUUGGCCGGCUGGUGGAGCAGUGGCUGCGGCAGAAGCUGAUGGGCAGGCGCGACGCCUCGGUGCAGGUGGAGGUGGGCUUUUAUCACCGCCGCGGCAGCGUGGAGGCGGCGUUGGAGCGGCUCCAGCUUCGCGGCGGCUAUGGCCGAGACGCCCGCGACUCCGCCGGGAUGCCCGUUGCGGUGGAGGUGGAGGAGCUGAUGGUGCUGCCUCUCUAUCCCCAUCACAAGGCGGAGUUCACCGGGACGGUGUGGGACGCGGUGAUGCGCAGCUCGUACUUCCAACGGCACGAGAACAUCCCCAAUGUGCACUUCAUUCGAAAUUACGCGGAUCAUGAGGUGUAUCUUGACACGUGGAACCGGCACAUUCGUCGGUACGUGGGGCAGCACGGCACACCCGACUGGCUCUUCAUUGUCUUUCAAGGGACGCGGAAGUACGUGGCGGCGAGCGGGGACACCUACCGCGACGAGUACACGAGCACCGCGGAGCAGCUGCGCGAGCGCCUCAGCACGUCGUGGUCCACCUCUUCGUCGAUGCCGACGCCGGCGGACGGACAGUUUUUCCGAGGCUCCCUCAACCCCAGUCGCAUCAAAUCGGCCUUUUUGGGGCACGGCAGUGAGGCGCUGAGGGAGCCGCGGCUGGAGAGGGUGUUCCUCAGCAUUAUUCGCCAGCUGAAGAGCAUCUCCGCGAUGAAUUCGUUGGCGUCGUCUCUGUCGAGCAGCGCGGUGAAUCGCCGUGGCAGCAGCGACGGAGCCGCUUCCGAUGCCGGCGGACUGUCGGCCUUCCUUCAGUCCCGUACCCCACUUCCGCUGGAUAUGGCGCCGACGGCCUUUGUGGUGUGUCCUGGCGAGGCGUUGGACAGCACCACGACGCUGUGGAGGCUGCAGAAGGUGCUCUUCCCCGAGGUGAAGAAGCUCGGAUGGCGGGAUAUACAGUACAUCCCGGCGCUGAACGACACCGCGGAGCACGCGGAGGUGCUCUCGGCCGUGCUGGAGCCGUACCUAUUAUGA